Messenger RNA from Aspergillus terreus NIH2624, 366 nucleotides. RefSeq lists its product as uncharacterized. The transcript has 2 exons. Bases 1 to 366 code for a protein of 121 amino acids. NCBI's taxonomy places the organism in Eukaryota, Fungi, Ascomycota, Eurotiomycetes, Eurotiales, Aspergillaceae. Gene Ontology annotation, cellular component: extracellular region. The record is from RefSeq and is a predicted model, not a curated record.
AUGCGCACCGCACUCGCCAUCCUAAGCAGCACCCUCUCCGCGGCCCUGGCACUCGCCAACCCGCUCGCCGCGCGCCACGGAGCCCCGAUCUGCCCCUCCGGUACCGCCUACAGCAGCAUGCAGUGCUGCGCCGUCAACGUCGCCGACGUUGUGUCGCUGGACUGCCAGCCGCCGGGGCCGCUGCCCAGCAGCGCGGCGGAGUUCAAGGAGAUUUGCGCUAAGAUUGGGGAUAAGCCGCAGUGUUGUACCCUUGCUCUGGCGGGCCAGGCGAUUGCGUGCCAGAAUCCUGCGGGCAUGGAUGAAGAUAGUGGGAGCAGCGAGAGUGAGAGUGACAGUGGAAGUGGAGGGGGAGGUGGUGAUGCUUAA